AUGGAGGCUUUUGGAAACACUGAAAACAAGCUACCUGGUGAGGUUGUGAAUGGCUACAAAAUACAAACAAGUCUGGGGGAAGGUGCAUUUGGUAAUGUAUAUAAAGUAGUGAAAGAAGAAAAGACAUUUGCCUUAAAGAGAAUUGAAAAGAGAGCCCAAGAACUUCCUUCUGUUUUGAAUGAGAUCCAUUCUCUCCAAAAUGCUGCACAUGCGAAUGUUGUGGAGUACAUCAACAGCUUUGCUGAUGGCUCUGCUUAUUACAUUGUCUUAGAAUACUGCGACCAUGGUUCAUUAGACAAAUACUUACAAAAACAAAAGCGCCUGGGUAAAGAGAAGCGUAUGGGAUUCAUUCAAGACAAAGCGAAUGGAAUAUCACAUCUUCAUUAUCUGGGGAUCAUGCAUCGAGAUCUGAAGCCAGCCAACAUUUUGAUCAACAGCCAAUGUGUUGCUAAGAUUGCUGAUUUUGGAUUGGCUAAGAUUUUUAAUUCAGAGGCUACUGUGGAGAAAUUGUACACGAAUACACUGGUUGGCACGUAUGCCUACAUGGCUCCAGAGGUACUAAAAUUAUUUAGUAAGGGUGCUAAGCCUAUGCCUAAAGACCAUUACAAUUUCCAAGCGGAUAUUUUCAGUAUAGGACUGAUAUUUUGCAGUAUUUUAGACGACGACUUAAAAAUACAUAUCGAGACUAAUUUGAUUGGAGAAAAGUCGAACACAGAAGACGGGUAUACGUUCAAGUUACCAUCCAAGAUUCCAGAGUCCAUGAAAAAGCUUAUCAACAGAAUGCUUGAGAAAGAUUACCACAAAAGACCAACGGCAAGAGAGGUCAAAGAAGAGUUAAGUAGCAUGUUCCAAUAUCAGGAAGAGUUUGCUACCCCAAUGUGA
Molecule: messenger RNA, 882 nt
Organism: Anneissia japonica
Lineage: Eukaryota; Metazoa; Echinodermata; Crinoidea; Comatulida; Comatulidae
Product: serine/threonine-protein kinase Nek6-like
Exons: 1
Coding region: 1-882 (293 amino acids)
Biological process (GO): protein phosphorylation
Molecular function (GO): protein kinase activity; ATP binding
Source: RefSeq, a predicted model, not a curated record